Plasmodium coatneyi is the source of this 1734-nucleotide messenger RNA. RefSeq lists its product as uncharacterized. Gene Ontology annotation, biological process: rRNA processing. The transcript has 2 exons. The record is from RefSeq and is a predicted model, not a curated record. Gene Ontology annotation, cellular component: small-subunit processome; Pwp2p-containing subcomplex of 90S preribosome. Lineage: Eukaryota; Apicomplexa; Aconoidasida; Haemosporida; Plasmodiidae. Gene Ontology annotation, molecular function: protein binding. The coding region runs from base 1 to 1734 and encodes 577 amino acids.
AUGGAUAGCUCCAUAAUCCAGGACGACGAUGUCAUAAUUACUGACACGUUUUUAAGUGACAACGAGGAGGAGGAUCAGUUAAUAAAGCAAAAGGCCGUUGCGCAAAGGAACGGCAGGGUGGAAAUAAUAAAAAGUGAUAAUAAUACCACUUAUGUGGAAAACAAAAACUGGAGGCGCGUUCGUCAUACAAAUUUUGACGGACCAAAUGAAGAUGGAGCAUCUUCCCCCGAGGAGGCAUCUAUAAUUAUAAAAAAUGAUAACCCAUGUGGAGAAGAAGAAAAUGGACGAGGCGACCAGGAGGAAGGUUUUUUCGACUUUGGCAAUUAUCUCAACGAUGAUGAUGACGUAGGGGAAGAAGACAAACAGGAAGAAGGCCAGAAGAAGUUACGCCAUGUACGGAGCAACAAAGUGUGGCAUGACUCGGAUGAUGAUGUGUUGGAGGGGGGCUGGAAUAGCCGUUCCCGAGGGUUUGCCGCCGAAUCGGAGGAUGAAGAAAGCCUAGACGGAGACCAAGUCGAAAUAGGACAUGAAACGGAUGAAGAACACUUGAUCAAAAAUGAACAUAGCGAAAAUUAUUUCGAAAAGUACAUCGAAAAAGUGGAUAUCGAAACGUACGAGGGGGAGGAACAAAAAAACGCAGCAUCCACCAUAAGAAUGGAAGACAUAUACAUCUUUGAUAACAAGGAAAUGGAUUCUCACAUAAAGAAGAAGAAGCGACUAAAUAAAAUGAAUGAAAAAAACAUAUUUUUGAAAUAUUACUUACAGAAAUUUACUUUUCAUCAAAUUGAGGAUAAGAAAAUUAGACAGCUAGUGGGCAUGCCCAAGGCAAAUUUAAUUCUGCCUGUGUAUAACUCCGAUUUGUAUGUGCUUCAGUACAAGGAGAGGUUGCUCAGCAUGUCGAAGAAGGUUUCCUUCCGAGGGAGGAUCGGUCAUGUGCACGAAAGCAACGGAAGCGUAUACAUCCUCAUGCAUGAUAACUACGUUCGGAACUAUAAUUUGGAAAAGGGGGUUGUAUACAAAAAUCGCAUUCAUCCUGGAAACGCUGGACGUGUGAUCCCCAUGGAAAUAAAAUUCUUUGACACAAAAAAUGAGGAGAAUAAUGACCUAUCCCAACAUAGUAGCGAUCACCUGUAUGGCAUAUCCUUCAGGCGGAGCAGGAAGAUAAAUAUCUACGACACAAGAAGUUUUGACGUCGUGAAGAAUUUCGAAAUGGAUUAUAAAUGUAUUGGUAUGAAUUUCCACAAAAAAACAAACACCUUAUUUGCCAUUGACAGUAAGGGUAACCUAUACAACUGGUGUCUGAACACAAAUAAAUUAAUCACCCGAGUGGUAGAUAACUACUCAGUCUUCCCAUCAUGUUUUACCAUCCAUAAUGAUUAUAUCGUUACGGGUUCAUUUAGCGGCUUCCUUAAUUUAUUCCAUGUGGACAAUUUGACGGCCCCCAUUAAGAGCUUUAAAAAUCUGACGCUCCCAGUUAGUAAUGCUAUAUUUAACCCCUCCCACAAUUGCCUCUUAUAUUAUACCAAGCUGGCAAAGAAUGGUAUUAAGCUGAUCGACCUGCAUACAAAUUAUGUGUAUUGUAACGUGCCUUGGUUUAAUAACAAUGUGAGAUACAAUGUGCUUGCUGCGGAUUUUUUCAACGGUGGCGAUAAUAUGUGUUUCUCCGUUAAGGCAAAUUCGUUUUACGUGUAUGACCUUUUUGGGGCCGGCCCUGUGGCCACAGGGGGGGGUUAA